GGCAGGAAUGCGGAACCCGCGCGCGGGCUGAGGCGCCGGCAUGGCGCAGGGGCGGCUGUGAGCGCGCGGGGUCGCGGCCAUGGCCAAGGAGCGGCGCCGGGCGGUCCUGGAGCUGCUGCGGCGGCCGGGAAACGAGCACUGCGCGGACUGCGGCGCCCCGGACCCCGACUGGGCCUCCUACACGCUGGGUGUGUUCAUCUGCCUGAGCUGCUCCGGGAUCCACAGGAACAUCCCACAGGUCAGCAAGGUCAAGUCUGUGCGGCUGGAUGCCUGGGAGGACUCACAGGUGGAGUUCCUGGCCUCCCAUGGCAACGCCGCCGCCAGAGCCACGUUCGAGGCCCAAGUGCCACCCUUCUAUUAUCGGCCCACCUGCGCUGACUGCCCACUCCUGCGAGAGCAGUGGAUCCGUGCCAAGUACGAGCGCCUGGAAUUCAUGCUGCCCGAGAAGCAGGAGCCCUAUUCGGCGGGGUACCGGGAGGGUUUUCUCUGGAAGCGUGGCCGGGACAACGGGCAAUUCCUGAGCCGGAAGUUCGUGCUGACGGAACGUGAGGGGGCCCUCAAGUACUUCAACAGAAAUGAUGCCAAGGAGCCCAAGGCUGUGAUGAAAAUUGAGCACCUCAAUGCCACCUUCCAGCCAGCCAAGAUUGGCCACCCGCAUGGCUUGCAGGUCACCCACCUCAAGGACAACAGUACCCGUAACAUCUUCAUCUACCACGAGGACGGCAAGGAGAUUGUGGACUGGUUCAACGCGCUACGAGCUGCCCGCUUCCACUACCUGCAGGUGGCGUUCCCGGGGGCCAGCGAUGCAGAACUGGUGCCGAAGCUCUCCAGGAACUACCUCAAGGAAGGCUACAUGGAGAAGACGGGGCCCAAGCAAACCGAGGGCUUCCGCAAGCGCUGGUUCACCAUGGAUGACCGGAGGCUCCUGUAUUUCAAGGACCCGCUGGACGCCUUCGCCCGUGGGGAGGUCUUCAUUGGCAGCAAGGAGAGUGGCUACACGGUGCUGGAGGGGCUGCCGCCAUCCACCCAGGGCCACCACUGGCCACACGGCAUCACCAUCGUCACGCCUGACCGCAAGUUUCUGUUCACCUGCGAGACGGAAGCCGAGCAGCAGGAGUGGGUGCAGGCGUUUCAGAAAGUGGUGGCCAGGCCCAUGUUGCCACAGGAGUAUGCAGUGGAAGCCCACUUCAAGCAUAAACCCUAGCGGAGGCAGCUGGACACCCGGGGACCCCGGACACGCGACGUGGCUGUCAGUAGCUGCGAUGGGGGGUGGGGGGCUGUGCACAUGGCGAGCCCAGGCUGAGCUGCGUCCCCACCAGAACUGGCCUUGGGGCUGACUGGGCACCCAGGCCCUCAGUACCAACUCCCCCAGAGGCUCCCUGCCUCUAAGCAGGACUCAAGAGCUGGCUGCUGCACACACACGCUGUGGCCCGAGGGACUGUGCCCUCGCCCUGCCCCCUCGCCCUGCCCCCUCCAGUAUUUAUUGGGCACUGCUGCAUGGGCAGUGAGCAGUGUGUGCACAGCUCCUGGGGACCCUCUGCUGGCUGGAGGCCCCCACCUUGCCCCUGGCCCACAGCCAGCCCUUUUGGGCUGCCCAGCCGCUGCACUCUGAGAACCCCGUGGCCCUGGCUUUUGUGGGUGCUGACCAGUGGCCACUGCCCGCCCAUGCCCAGCUUGCCCUCCCUGCUGGCUGCUGGCAGGCCAGUGGCUAAGGCCACAGUGGAUGUGUCACCUGCAGGUGCCCUGGCUACUCCCCCAGCUCCCCCACCCUGCCCCGGGUGUGUUCAGCACACACACGUGUAGGCCUGCAUGUGGAGUGUGCACGGUGGACAGCCACGACCUUAGCAAACCCCAGACCCAGCUCUGGAUGGAAGAUGCCCCUACGAGGUGGCGGUGGUGGCGGGAGCCCAUGGCAGCCCUUCCUGUCCACCCCGUGUUGGGGUUCUGAGUGCACAAACCCACAAUAAAUGGCACUUGACCCGCA
Ochotona curzoniae (black-lipped pika) is the source of this 1984-nucleotide messenger RNA. It is a transcript of the gene ADAP1, whose product is annotated as ArfGAP with dual PH domains 1. Gene Ontology annotation, biological process: positive regulation of GTPase activity. Gene Ontology annotation, cellular component: plasma membrane; intracellular membrane-bounded organelle. The record is from RefSeq and is a predicted model, not a curated record. Gene Ontology annotation, molecular function: GTPase activator activity; phosphatidylinositol bisphosphate binding. Bases 80 to 1204 code for a protein of 374 amino acids. Lineage: Eukaryota; Metazoa; Chordata; Mammalia; Lagomorpha; Ochotonidae. The transcript is spliced from 11 exons.